CUAACAGCUUCCAUCCCGGUAAACGGAACACGGCGGUGCUUUAGACACUUAGCCGAUGUGUGUAACCCGUAAUGGCUGUCGUUGGGUUUGACUAGCUAGACUUAAUUCAGGUAGCGUCCUGGGGAGACUCAUUUCACAUCGUUUUCUUCUAGAAGGUGUAGUGCUGUUGAAGUGCAAUCAUGGUGGACACCACCACCUCCAUGAAGAUGACCACACUGGCCAUCCAGAACCUGUUCAGCUAUGUAGAGGAAGAAAACCUGUCUGCCGUCAAGGUGCAUUUGGAUAAGUUCAAAGAGGUGGAUGGCAGGAGUGAUAAUGGACAGACUCCUCUGAUGCUGGCUGCUGAACAGGGUAGCCUUGAAAUUGUGCAGGAGCUCAUCAGGCGGGGAGCAAAUGUCAACUUGGACGACGUGGAUUGCUGGACAGCUCUGAUCUCAGCAUCCAAAGAGGGGCAUGUGGAGGUGGUGAAAGAGUUCCUGGAGAAUGGUGCUUAUAUAGAGCACAGGGAGAUGGGAGGGUGGACUGCGCUCAUGUGGGCUGCGUACAAGGGGCGUGUGGAGGUAACUAAAGUCCUGCUUGAGAAUGGGGCCAACCCCAACACCACUGGACAGCAGUACAGCGUGUAUCCAAUCAUCUGGGCAGCUGGACGAGGACACGCACAGAUUGUUCACCUCCUGCUACGCCACGGGGCCAAAGUCAACUGCUCUGACAAGUAUGGAACCACUCCAUUGAUCUGGGCGGCCAGGAAGGGUCACUAUGACUGUGUGAUGCACUUGCUGGAAAACGGUGCUGAUGUUGACCAGGAGGGAGCGAACUCGAUGACGGCACUAAUUGUGGCUGUGAAGGGUGGCUACACAGAGGUGGUGAAGGAACUGCUGAAGAGGAAUCCCAAUGUGAACAUGACAGACAAAGAUGGCAACACUGCCUUGAUGAUCGCUGCCAAGGAGGGCUACACGGAAAUUGUGCAGGAUCUGCUUGAUGCUGGCACCUACGUCAACAUUCCGGACAGGAGUGGAGAUACUGUUCUCAUUGGAGCAGUGAGAGGAGGUCACGUGGAGAUCGUCAGGGCGUUGCUGCAAAAAUACGCUGACAUUGACAUCAGGGGGCAGGAUAACAAGACUGCCUUGUAUUGGGCUGUGGAGAAGGGAAAUGCCACCAUGGUGAGGGACAUCCUGCAGUGCAACCCCGACACAGAGAUCUGCACUAAGGAUUGCGAAACGCCACUGAUCAAGGCAACCAAGAUGAGGAACAUUGAUAUCGUGGAGUUACUUCUGGACAAGGGGGCCAAGGUGUCUGCGGUAGACAAGAAAGGGGACACACCCCUUCACAUUGCCAUUCGAGGGAGAAGUCGUAGGCUGGCUGAGCUCCUACUCCGCAACCCUAAGGAUGGACGCCUGCUGUACCGACCCAACAAAGCAGGAGAGACGCCCUACAACAUUGAUUGCAGCCACCAGAAGAGUAUUCUCACGCAGAUCUUUGGUGCCCGCCACCUGUCCCCCACGGAGUCCGACGGGGACAUGUUGGGCUACGAUCUGUACAGCAGCGCCCUGGCAGACAUCCUCAGUGAACCCACCAUGCAGCCCCCCAUCUGUGUGGGCCUGUAUGCCCAGUGGGGCAGCGGCAAGUCCUUCCUGCUAAAGAAACUGGAAGACGAGAUGAAGACUUUUGCCGGCCAGCAGGUGGAGCCACUCUUCCAGUUCUCCUGGCUGGUGGUCUUCCUGUCACUGCUGCUUUGUGGAACUGUAGCCCUGGUGCUGGGCUUCACUGUGGACCCCCGGCUGGCAAUCGCUGUAUCCCUCAGCUUACUUGCCCUGCUCUACCUCUUCUUUGUGGUGGUGUACUUUGGGGGGCGCAGAGAAGGUGACAGCUGGAACUGGGCAUGGGUCCUCAGUACCCGCUUGGCACGCCACAUUGGUUACCUGGAGCUGCUGCUCAAGUUGAUGUUUGUGAACCCUCCUGAGCUCCCGGAACAGACCACUCGUGCCCUGCCUGUCAGGUUCCUGUUCACGGACUAUAACCGGCUGUCCAGCGUGGGUGGGGAAACCUCCAUGGCGGAAAUGAUAGCCACUCUGUCAGAUGCCUGUGAGCGUGAAUUUGGCUUUCUGGCCACAAGGCUCUUCCGGGUCUUCAAGACAGAGGACACGCAAGGGAAGAAGAAGUGGAAGAAGACGUGCUGUGUGCCAUCUUUCAUCAUUUUUGCUUUCAUCCUGGCCUGUCUCAUCACGGGAAUGGCGCUGCUGGCCGUCUUCAAGGUGGACGGCCGCAACAGGACCGUGAACGCGGUGCUGGUGGCCAUGGCCAGCGUGGUGGGCCUGGCGCUGGUGCUCAACUGCCGCACGUGGUGGCAGGUGCUUGACUCUGUGCUUAACUCGCAGCGGAAACGGCUCCACGGCGCCGCCAACAGGAUGCACAAACUCAAGAGUGAGGGCUUCAUGAAGGUACUGAAGUGUGAGGUGGAACUGAUGGCCAAAAUGGCAAAGACCAUUGAUGGAUUCACACAGAACCAGACGCGCCUAGUGGUCAUCAUUGAUGGUCUGGACUCCUGCGAGCAGGAUAAGGUGCUCCAGAUGCUGGAUACGGUAAGGGUGCUGUUCUCCAAGGGCCCCUUCAUUGCUAUCUUUGCCAGCGACCCACACAUCAUCAUCAAAGCCAUCAACCAGAACCUGAACAGUGUGCUGCGUGACUCCAACAUCAAUGGACAUGACUACAUGCGCAACAUCGUCCACCUGCCUGUAUUCCUGAACAGUCGGGGCCUUAGCAGUGCUCGUAAGAUGUGUGCACCUGCAUCUACAGCUGCUCCUGCGCCUCCUAAUGGGGAGGCCACUAACACUGAAGGUUGGCAUGAAGACCUAGACAGGAAACUUUCUCAGCACAGCCUUGGGGAACUAACCAAAUUUGGCAGCAAGACCACACUCAAUAGGAGGGAUACGUACCGGCGUAGGCAGAUGCAGCGUACUGUGACACGCCAGAUGUCUUUUGACCUGUCGAAACUGCUGGUGACUGAGGACUGGUUCAGUGACAUCAGCCCCCAGACAAUGAGGAGACUGCUCAACAUUGUGUCUGUCACAGGACGACUGCUCAGAGCAAAUCAGAUCACCUUCAACUGGGAUCGCCUGGCAUCCUGGAUCAACUUGACAGAGCAGUGGCCCUACAGGACAUCCUGGCUCAUCCUGUUCUUGGAGGAGACAGACAGUGUCCCUGACCAGGCAACACUUAAGACCAUCUAUGAGAGGAUUUCAAAGAACAUCCCAACAACCAAAGAUGUGGAACCACUGCUAGAGAUUGAUGGGGAUGUGCGAAGCUUUGAGGUCUUCCUGUCCUCUCGGACCCCUGUCCUCACAGCAAGGGACAUCAAGACCUUCCUGCCCUGCACAGUAAACCUUGAUCCCAAACUCAGGGAGAUCAUCGCAGAUGUGCGUGCUGCCAGGGAGCAGAUGAAUAUUGGUGGUGUGACCUAUCCCACAUUGCCCCUGCAGGAUGCCCCUGCCCGAGCCCCUUCUGUCUACAGCCAGCAUUCCUCAGCUUGCUCACCCACCGCUUCCUUCAAUGGCCCUUACAACUCUGUUGGAGUGGUGUCCCCUCAGCCUCCAAGCAGUUACUUCAGUGGCAUGACUGGGCCUCAGCAUCCCUUCUACAACAGGCCAUAUUUCCCCCAUCAUGUUUAUCAUCUGCCAAGGCAGUACAUUGGCAGCAUCCAUCAUGCCCUGCCACGCCCUUCCAUUAAAACCGGCUUUCCCAGAGAUUGCAGCAGUGGACUUCACUUUAGGACACAUUCUUUCAGACAGAAGCAGGGUCCUGCCUCAGUCGUGUCUGGAGCCCCAGUGGUUCUACUGAGCUCCAUGAACACAGAUGCAGUGUGUGAGCGGGUGAAGCAGAUUGAAGGCAUCGACCAGAGCAUGCUGGGGCAAUACACGACCACCAUCAAGAAGGCUAACGUAAAUGGCCGUGUCCUGUCCCAGUGCAACUUGGAUGAGCUGAAAAAGGAAAUGAGCAUGAAUUUUGGGGACUGGCAGCUGUUCCGUGGGAUGGUGAUGGAACUGCGUCACACUGAGAACCAGGUGCUACACGAGGGGGCUCCCAGUGAGCCAGGAAGCAGUGCGGUGGGCCAUGGUGAAAUGCCUCGGCGUACCGGAGGGGUGGCCCAUGACAGUUCGGUCAACCCAGAUACGUCCCCCAUGUACAACUUCAACCUGAGCUUUGAGGAACUGAGCACCGUUGGCCUGGAUGAGCCACAGAAGCAGAGUAACUCCCACUGGGUUGCCACCUCUCACAGGACCCCCAGCAUGUCCAGCCUGAAUUCACAAGAAUCUUCCAACGACAUCUCCAAACUGACUGACAAGCAGCAGGCAGAAUACCGUAAUGCAUAUCAGGAGUACAUUGCCCAGAUGGCCCAGCUUGAAGGUACAGGAGGUGGGACUGAGAAGUCCAUGCAGCCCCAUCCUGGGCAGUUUAUGCAUCCCAUAGAUGAUAAAGGAAAAGAGGCUGGCGAGCAGGACGGCCGCAAGCCUUUCACCAAGAGAGCGGGCAACAAAACGCCUGAUGCUGUCGACUACACCCCCUCUGCUGCUGACGCUACACCGCUGGACCCAAUCACUGAGGAGGAUGAGAAGCCCGAACACGGCAGCUCCAAAACGCUACUGGGUCGCAAGAUGUCAAGUGAAAGGGUCGGAAUCUUCCAGGGUGCUGACCUAAAACUGAAGGCAGCUGGAGGGCCCCGGUACCAGAAGUUGACCAGUGACGACGAAGAAUCUGAGGAGUCAGACAACACCCCGUUGCUUGGGGAUGGAAAGAAGCCAGAUGCCAAGACUGCCCCAGAUGGUACACGUCCAGUGGUGAAGGGCAAGGAGUACCUGUCGGAUGCUAUGCUGGACAAGAAGGACUCCUCUGACUCCGGUGUGAGGUCCAGCGAGAGCUCCCCCAACCACUCUCUGCAAGAUGAGGAGGCAGACCUGUCGCAACUGGAAAGAAGCAGCCUAAUCGAGCUGGAUGAGGAGAGCGCAGCCCGCAAGAGAGGACUGCCUCACAGUCUGAGCGGCCUGCAGGACCCCACCAUAGCACGCAUGUCCAUCUGCUCUGAGGACCAAUGCAGCCUUCUUGCUAGCAGCCCUGAGGAGAGCUGGCCUUCCUCCAAGGCCUACAACCUGAACCGUACACCCAGCAACACCACUCUCAAUAACAAUACCAACAACGCACAGCUGGGCAAUCGCCAACAGCCAAGCGAAGGCACCCCGGCCAAUGUCAUCGUCGCCCCCAGCUCCAGCACCACCGCGACCACUGCACCCGUCGACAAUGUACGUGUGGUGCACUUCAAGAGAGGGCUGAACCCUGGAGACCCCCCAGAGAUCCGUACAGUCUCCUCGGAGACUGUUACGUUUGGUGAGGAGAGGGAGAGCAUCCUCUGAAGGUGAAGACCCCGAAAAGAAUGUCUCCCUUCAUGUGAAGACCAAGAAAUACCAUUCCCAGAAGUGUCAUAGAUGUUGUUUGUAGUCGCAUGCUACAAUAUUGCAUAGUAAAAUGGAGAAAUUGAGUAGAGUUACAAGCAUAAAGUAGAUUGUAGAUUGCUCAUGUUUUAUGUGCCCAGAACCACAACUUUUGUCCUGUAUAUUUAACACUGAAAUUGUGAUCUGUACCAUGACUGUUUGGUUUUGUGGUAGAACUUAAUUUUGAAGACCAGGACAAAGAAUACCAUGUUAAAUGUAUCUAAAAGUCACAUGAAAGUUUUAGAUUGUUUUGGUUGUAUGUAUCUGAACUAACAAAGUGGUGGUCAGCAUAGAUUUGUGGAGUUUGCUCUGUAGAACUACCUGUGUUAAUGGAUAGUAGUCCCCAUCUAUGAAUUUGUAUGCAUGUUUGGUGUUGUGCUACAGUAUUGCAUGCAAAUGUGGUUACUUCCACAUGUGUUUAUCACUACUUAAGUCAGCUAAACUGCUUAACCAGUUUUAACAGUAUUUAUGGGGUCUACUUCAGUGUUUGAAUUUUCAGCGAUUGUGUGCCAUGUUUAGAAUUCUCGUAGCUUUACUGUUAAUUUGUAAUGUUUGCUUCAAAUUUGUGACGAGCAGGCCUGUGUUUGCAAGAUCCAAACUUGCAUGGCUUAACAGAACCAGAUUGUUGUUGAGUGUGGUGCUUGUGCAGUGAUGUAGCAGCAUGUGUUGCAGGUGUCUAAUAAAUUGACAAACAUUAAUAGGCUGUAGUUCUUGAAAUUGUCACUGUCAUAUUUAUUGAAACAAACUUGGGAAAUAAACAUCUAUUCUAAA
Scleropages formosus (Asian bonytongue) is the source of this 6251-nucleotide messenger RNA. It is a transcript of the gene kidins220b, whose product is annotated as kinase D-interacting substrate 220b. Lineage: Eukaryota; Metazoa; Chordata; Actinopteri; Osteoglossiformes; Osteoglossidae. The record is from RefSeq and is a predicted model, not a curated record. Gene Ontology annotation, molecular function: PDZ domain binding; protein kinase regulator activity. The transcript is spliced from 30 exons. Bases 180 to 5402 code for a protein of 1740 amino acids.